This is a messenger RNA of Mytilinidion resinicola, 1265 nucleotides long. RefSeq lists its product as uncharacterized. The coding region runs from base 1 to 768 and encodes 255 amino acids. Lineage: Eukaryota; Fungi; Ascomycota; Dothideomycetes; Mytilinidiales; Mytilinidiaceae. The transcript has a single exon. The record is from RefSeq and is a predicted model, not a curated record.
AUGCGCCCACCGUCGUCGCCCCAGCCGCUGCGCCCUCCCGCCGUGCAUCGGGCCAGCUGGCUCCGGCUACGUCUGUCCCUAGAUCGGCUGCGACAGCGCACACAGCGGCAGCGCGCUCUCGCAGUCGUGCUGCCCUCUGUGUCUCCGUGGCGCGGCCGGAGCAAGCCGACGCUGGGCACCGGCAUGCCGACUGCGUGCCGCGGGCGUGGUGUUCCUCGCUCAUCUCGUUUCCUCCAACGGUGCCGGGGGCGCGACUCCACCCCGACUCCCCAAAUUAGAACGAUCGCCAUCUCAAACAGCGACCCUGCCGUGGGGCGUGCGGGCCAGCGAAUGGGCGGCCACAGGUUCCUGGCGCCACGAGUGCCGAGGAGCACGCCAGCGAGCGUCCGCGAGGGGUGCUCCAAUCCUCGCAUCCUCUCGUUGACCUCGUCGCUCUGCCCUCAGGGCUGGCCGCUGUGUGCGACCGCCGGCGUGACUGUGCCAUCAGCUCGCACGCUCACCUUCUCGUGGCAUCGAGACAGCCCUCGCGAUUGGCCGCCAUAUGGCCACGCCGCCCUCGGUGGCCGCCCUCGUUUUCCACCGUCACGUUUCAGCCACGGGGCCGCACGGCAUGGCCGCCCUUGGCAAAAUCUCCGAGUCUUUCAACCUGCGACGCUCGGCAGCGUCAUCACAGCGGCUACAAGAUGCCACAGAGGGAGCCUUGCCGGUCCCGCUGCCAGCACCGAUGCGGUGUGGCAGUUCGGCGAAGCUCAACACUACGGACCCUGACGCUUCAAGCCGUGAUGCGAAAAGGGGUCGAGCUGCUCCAUAUCGUAACGAGCCUGAAGCUGCCAGCUCCAUGCCCGACGAAACACCUCGGAUCUGGUCUCAAGCCAUGAACAGCCCGAACACAUGUCCUUCGCUCAGCUCCGCCGCCCUCGAUUGAGCAUGUCGCCAGGAAAGCGGAGUGAGGAAUGCGAACCAUCCCCUUGGCCCCGAGCACGCCCCCGAGCAUCCCAACACCAUGGGUCUUGCUGCCCCCAUUUCCAAGUCUCCCGCCUCCUUCAUUUCUGGAUCCAUCUGUAUGCCCGCAACACCGCGGCGGGGUCCUUGCGCAUUCCACCAACCGCGUCUGCCCCCGUCUCGAUCCCAUCACCCAUAGCCGCCCUGUGCUGCCACGAUUAACUCUUCUAGGCUUGCUUCAUUCAUCAAUUACGUCCUCCUACAACACAUGGGACUCCAUGCUACCUAGUCUAUCUAUAGCGGUGCUUAUUUAAUGUAAGCGU